GAAAUCAACAAUCCGAUUCUGGUGUGUUGGAUGGUUUCCAAUUAUAGUACCAUAGCUUGUGCUAACUUGAUCCAAGCAUUUGAAACUCCGUGUCAACGAGUAACUAUUGCGCUGCAAUUUCUUGGUUGAUCAAGUCAAAUAUGACAGUUCAGAAAUGAGCACGUCAAGAUGAAGAUCGUGCUAUGGUCGGCAGAAAAAUCAAAAUCGUUCGUGUGAAAUCGUUCCACGCAUCUCAGCUUUUCUGCUUCUCACGCGUCAUGUCCUUCUAGCUCGUCAAUCUUCGAAAGUCGUGGCUUCUAUUUAGUCUAAUCGCCAGAGAGGUAUAAGUACUCAUGUUGAUGAUCUAAAAAUCUCUCAAAUACAUAUCACCGUUCCAAUUGAUUAAACAAAAUGUCAGGGGGAAGCUUUGCGAAAUGGAUUCUUCUACUGACCCUCAUGUCUCACACGACGCGAAUUAUGUGUGCUAGUCUACCAAAGGAUUUUGGAGGAAGCAAACGGAACGCAUGGCCGGAGUAUAAGGGGCUGGAGGUCGACGCAGUUCUGGAUCUGCUCAAGCAAGAAGAUCCAAAGAACAACGUGUUUGUGCAAAGACCCGACUCGUAUACGACCAGGCCCCGUCCCAGCGCGCCUGUAAAUCUGUCGCAGGACAUCUGGCUCUAUCCGGAUGCAAAUGGCAUUGUUGCCAUCAUCCCCAAACGAGGAUUGGAGCAUCACAGCCCUGUAAGCGGAUGGACAGAGCUUGUUGGUACGGACUGGAGAGAAGCCAAGGCAGCCAUUCUGCGUGAGAUCAUCGGUGUGUUGGUCGUUUAUGGACGAGAAGGAUUUCCUCGAACCAAGGAUUUCAACUUCAACCGUGUGUUCCUUGAAGUGGGUCCAGAUGGCAAAGUUGCCAUAGCUCCGAAGCUUGGCUGAGAAUUAAUGAGCAGAUCGUAAGCGAUGGCAUCUGUUUAGGUCUGAUUUCUGAUCGGACUAGGAUGGCAAAGAAACUGCAGCUUGCCACUCUUGUGUAGUUUCUUCUUACAGAUAAACAAAUCUAAGAAGUCCUUCCAAUCACAUCAGAGUCAUCCUCAGCAGAUUCUUAACAUUGCUUCAUACAUGGAGGAAUGGCGUUUAUGCCUCUGCGUCCAUAAGCCAUAGCCACUCACUCUAACAGCGUAUUCAAGAGCUCAGAGAUGUGGUCACCAAGAUUUCCAUUGGAUGGAUUUUGUUCAGGAUCUCAAGACUGUCUGUCGUUGUGAUGCAUCGAGAGAUGUCCGAUGAUUCCAAGAUGUUGCUAAGAAUUCUAUCAUCUCACGCGAAAUUGGUGGAUGACAGCACGAUGAAGACCUGAUUGCAGGUUGAGAAAUAUCUGCCGAAAUACACAUACGUCGCUGAGAUUCAAGCGGACGAAUUCAAUGUCUCGGCCUUUCCUAGUCGGCACAGCGGUCUAAAAUUCACCAGUCGCUGG
Messenger RNA from Marchantia polymorpha subsp. ruderalis, 1447 nucleotides. Lineage: Eukaryota; Viridiplantae; Streptophyta; Marchantiopsida; Marchantiales; Marchantiaceae. The record is from the annotation of a GenBank genome assembly.